Messenger RNA from Rangifer tarandus platyrhynchus (Svalbard reindeer), 2070 nucleotides. Lineage: Eukaryota; Metazoa; Chordata; Mammalia; Artiodactyla; Cervidae. The record is from the annotation of a GenBank genome assembly.
AUGAGACUCCUCCCGCUCCUAGUGGGUUUUUCCACUUUACUGAAUUGUUGCUGCGCUCAAAACUGUACCAAGACGCCUUGCCACCCAAAUGCAAAAUGUGAAAUUCGGAAUGGAGCUGAAGGCUGCUAUUGCAACCUUGGAUAUUCAGGAAAUGGUAUCACAAUUUGUGAAGAUGAUAACGAGUGUGGCAAUUUAACCCAGUCCUGUGGUGAGAAUGCUAACUGUACAAACACACAGGGGAGUUAUUACUGUGUGUGCGUGCCUGGCUUCAGAUCGAGCAGCAACCAGGACAAGUUUAUUACUAAUGACGGGACCAUCUGCGUAGAAAUUGUGAAUCCAGACUGCCAUUUAGAUAAUGCCUGUAUUGCCGAAAAUGUUAAUAAAACUUUAACAAAAAUUAGACACAUAGAAGAACCUGUGGCUUUGCUCCGAGAAGUCUAUAGAAAUUCUGUGAAAGAUCUUUCACCGAUGGAUAUAAUUACAUACACAGAAGUAUUAGCUGAAUCAUCCCCAUUACUGGGUUAUAUGAACAGCAUGAAUUCAGACAAGGACACCUUUUCUAAUUCAACUCUGACUGAAUUUGUAAAAACUCUGAAUAAUUUUGUUCAAAAGGAUACAUUUACAGUUUGGGACAAGUUAUCUACAAAUCAAAGAAGAACUCAUCUUACAAAACUGAUACAUGCUGCUGAGCAGGCUACCUUAAGGAUAUCUCAGAACUUUCAGAAGACCACUCAGUUUGAUACUAAUUCAAGUGAUAUAGCUCUCAAAGCUUUCUUUUUUGAUUCACAUCACAUGAAAUAUAUUCAUCCCCAUAUGAAUAUGGAUGGAGAUAAUAUAAAGAUAUUUCCAAAGAGAAAAACUGCAUAUGAUUCAAAUGGCAGUGUUGCCGUUGCAUUUUUAUAUUAUAAGAGCAUUGGUCCUCUGUUUUCAUCAUCUGACAACUCAUUGGAACCUCAAAGUUAUGAUAAAGCUGAAGAGGAGGGAAGAGUCAUCUCUUCAGUAAUUUCACUCUCAAUUAGCUCAAACCCACCCACAUUAUAUGAACUUGAAAAAGUAACAUUUACAUUAAAUCACAUAAAGACCACAGAUAAAUAUAAGAGUCAGUGUGCAUUCUGGAACUACCUACCUGACACCAUGAAUGGCAGCUGGUCUUCAGAGGGCUGUGAGCUGACAUACGCGAAUGACACCCACACCUCAUGCCGCUGCAACCACCUGACACAUUUUGCAAUUUUGAUGUCUUCUAGUUCUUCUAUUGGUAUUAAAGAUUAUAAUAUUCUUACAAGGAUCACUCAACUAGGAAUAAUUAUUUCACUGAUUUGCCUUGCCCUAUGCAUUUUUACCUUCUGGUUCUUCAGUGAAAUUCAAAGCACGAGGACAACAAUUCACAAAAAUCUCUGCUGUAGCCUAUUCCUUGCUGAACUUGUUUUUCUUGUUGGGAUAAAUACAAAUACUAAUAAGCUCUUCUGUUCCAUCGUUGCUGGGCUGCUGCACUAUUUCUUUUUAGCUGCCUUUGCAUGGAUGUGCAUUGAAGGCAUCCACCUCUAUCUCAUUGUUGUAGGAGUCAUCUAUAACAAAGGAUUUUUGCACAAGAAUUUUUAUAUUUUUGGCUAUCUCAGCCCAGCUGUGGUAGUUGGAUUUUCAGCAUCAUUAGGAUAUAGAUAUUAUGGCACCACCAAAGUAUGUUGGCUUAGCACAGAAAACAACUUUAUCUGGAGUUUCAUAGGACCAGCCUGUCUAAUCAUUCUUUUUAAUCUCUUGGCAUUUGGAGUUAUCAUAUACAAAGUUUUUCGUCACACUGCAGAGUUGAAACGAGAAGUUAGUUGCUAUGAGAACAUAAGGUCUUGUGCCCGAGGAGCGCUUGCACUCCUCUUCCUCCUUGGCACCACCUGGAUCUUCGGCGUUCUCCACGUUGUGCACGCAUCGGUGGUGACAGCUUAUCUCUUCACCAUCAGCAAUGCGUUCCAGGGGAUGUUCAUCUUCUUAUUCUUGUGUAUCUUAUCUAGAAAGAUCCAAGAAGAAUAUUACAGAUUAUUCAAAAAUGUCCCUUGUUGUUUCGGAUGUUUGAGGUAA